CAUUCCUCGCUCACUACUUGCCUCAAAUCUGCUAUUAGCCACUGCUAACCUAACAUUGGCCAGUCGUUUACCAAGAAUCGAGAAACACGCACGCGUGUGCUCCAUUCCGAUAUCAAUAUAACAUUAUUAUGAUCACAGCGGUAUUUUGUAAUUAGAAUUUCCGGCUUUUGCAAUUACAAUAAUUCUUUUAAGAUAAAUCGUUGAAUUAUAAAUUGUUUCAUAGACGUUAAAUUAUUGAACUCGCAACCUUAGCAAACGAUGAGUCCAUCGUUUAGUGAAUCCAAGUGUUAACAGUACUGAUAUUGUGCUCCAUUUAAAUAAAGAAAGUUUUGAAAAAUCCAUUGGUGAUGUCAGCUAUAACCAUGACGACGACGCUGACGAAUGGACACCAUAACGGGACGUACAAUGGGAAGCUGGAGACUAGUUUAAAUGGUUACCGGAAGAAUGGUUACGUCAAAUCAGUGCCAGAACCCUGCGGAUAUUCGCUGCAGUCCCCAGCGCCUUACAGCGACGACCCAAUCGCGAUAGCAGAGAGGGAUCGAUGCGCAUACGGACGCAUCCCCCGCGCGGCGGCGCUCGCCGGCACCGCCAGCCGCAGGGUGCGGGUGUACUCCGACGGCAUCUACGACAUGUUCCACCAGGGCCACGCCAGGCAGCUGCAACAAGCAAAGACUGUAUUCCCUAAUGUCUAUCUAAUUGUAGGAGUCUGCAGUGACAGACUAACACACAGCCGCAAAGGGAGAACGGUGAUGACCGAAGAUGAAAGGUACGAAGCCGUCCGGCAUUGCAGAUACGUCGACGAGGUGGUACGCGACGCGCCGUGGGAGUACGACGAGGAGUUCCUGGAGAAGCACAAGAUCGACUUCAUCGCGCACGACGACAUCCCCUACACCACGCAGGACUGCGAGGACACCUACGCCAUGAUCAAGGCCAAGGACAUGUUCGUCGCCACCGAGCGGACAGAGGGCGUGUCGACGUCGGACAUCGUGGCGCGCAUCGUGCGCGACUACGACAUCUACGUGCGGCGCAACCUGGCGCGCGGCUACUCCGCCAAGGAGCUCAACGUGUCCUUCCUCAAUGAGAAGAAGUUCCGUCUGCAGAACAAGAUGGACGAGCUCAAGGACAAAGGCAAGAAGGUGAUGACAAACAUAGGCGAGAAGAGGGUGGAUAUUCUGACAAAGUGGGAGGAGAAAUCUCGUGAGCUGAUCGACGCGUUCCUGCUGCUGUUCGGGCCGGACGGGCGCCUGUCCAACAUCUGGAACGAGUCCAAGGGUCGCCUCAUGCAGGCGCUCAGCCAGCCGCCCUCGCCCAGAGGUUCUCCCGCUCCUAGCGAAAACGGGGAUGACCCUGAACCCUUAAACAGAGGGUCAGCGUCACCGCCGCCGCCGAAGUCGCGAAGAUACGAAGAUCUGUGGGAUCAACAAGCAGAUGCAUCGAGCUCUGAGUGCCUUGGCGAGUCGCAAGAGGCCGCACAGCGCCAGCUGACGGACGACGGCUCCGACAGCGAUGAUGACUACCAGGACACCAGCCCCUACCUCUAGGCCCUUACCACUGUUGCAGUUGAUAGCAUCUGUAUUGGACAAUGGCGUAACGAUGGCGUGCGAACGGGGCCCUAACAGCAAAUGGAAUGGCUGGCUAAAUAAAGAGAAAAGUUACUGUUUAAAACUUAUCUCAUAACUUAUGAAGUAAUAUACGUCGCGCCAAAAAUUAGUACGCAAGCACGCACUUAGCGUGCAUACUGACGCGCACAUGUGAUCAUUUUUGUUCGAGGGCAAUUUUGUCUGAAUAAAUGAACUAUAACAUUAUAUUAAUGGAAUGUACUAUAGAGUACAAGAGUUAAACAAAUUGUCUUUGGACGUGGUAAAUUUACGUUUGUACAGAAUGUGGCCAUGUGUGCCGUUAAUUAACGAAUGUUCUGAGGUGGCUAUUUUUAAGCGCUCGACUUGUUAGAAUUUUUCCAGAUAUAUGGGCAUACUCUACUGUUUUAUCUUAUCAGAGCGAUUUCAAUACACCAUGAUGAACUAUUUGCUUAUAAAUGGUCAAUAUGCGUUAUCUAAUAUGAUAAACUAGUAGUUGUCUGAAUUUUAACGGCAAAUGUCCACAGCCAGAUGAAACCUGGGGUGGGAUACACGUGAAUAGAGGGAGGUUUAAGUUAGCUCUUUUCCAUUACCGACAAAGGUACCUCUUAGACUCUCAGAUGUUUUAUAGUCUGGGCCUAGAUUUUAGACUGUCGCUAAAUAUAGGAGUGAUAAGUUUUUGUAGUUUGGGCCCUUCAAAUCUGACGGUCUCGGAGCAUAUAGUUACGCCACUGUAUGGAAGUGUAUCAAAGUAUUUUAUACGAUGUACAACGUCCAUAUCACAUCGAAGUUCGAGACGCGUUCUCCAACGAGCAUUUCGUGAGUUCAGUGCAUCGAUUCUCUGUGACACACACUAUUCACUAAUGAAUUUUAUGGGACCUAAUAGUUAUCAAAAAAAUUGGAGCAGAAUCUUGGCUGAAGUGCCUUGACCAUGUCGUGAUAUAGAUGCUGGGGGCCUAUUACACUCUCAAUAUUAUCAAACAACACGCGAUAACGCGAUCCUGCAUCAAGUAAAUGAUGGUAUUACUAUAUCGCAACGUAACCUGAUGUUGAAAUUUUUCGAUACCAGAAUCCUAUACGGAAUUGACAGUAACAUGCCAGUUAAGACUAAAAAGAUGCAUACACAUAGGAAAGUCAUUGAAGAGUAGAAUCGAAAUGCGGGUAUGAGUACCUUUAGCUCCGUAAUUUUGACAUGUAGGUAUUUAAGUUUUAUAGACUACCCCUGAGUAGAUUGACUCAUCUAAGAAAUAUCUUCAAACAAUAACUGUCUAUCUUAAGACUCAAGAUUCUUAGUGUGAUAUAAUUUGAAGUCACAGAGAAUAGGUGUCACUGUUGAUGUAUUAAAUUAUUAAGUAAGAGUAUGAUGUUGCGGCUGAGCAUGUCUGUCUGUCUGUUUACAUGAAUGAAUGUAUUUAAUCCUAUUAGUUUUAGUCAUAUUAUUUAUAUUUUAUGUUUAUUGUAAAUUUCUCAUCUAAAAGGUAUGCAGGAUGCCUGCAGUUUUGUUAGCACCGAAAAUACUAGGUGCAGAAAGUAUUGAAGAUAUUAUUUGAAUAGUACUUUUUGACAGUUGAUUAAAGAGGUGCUUAAAA
Messenger RNA from Maniola jurtina (meadow brown), 3166 nucleotides. RefSeq names its product choline-phosphate cytidylyltransferase A-like. The transcript is spliced from 8 exons. The record is from RefSeq and is a predicted model, not a curated record. NCBI's taxonomy places the organism in Eukaryota, Metazoa, Arthropoda, Insecta, Lepidoptera, Nymphalidae. Gene Ontology annotation, molecular function: phosphatidylcholine binding; choline-phosphate cytidylyltransferase activity. Gene Ontology annotation, biological process: CDP-choline pathway. Bases 348 to 1541 code for a protein of 397 amino acids.